Haemorhous mexicanus (house finch) is the source of this 3281-nucleotide messenger RNA. It is a transcript of the gene SORBS3, whose product is annotated as sorbin and SH3 domain containing 3. The transcript has 19 exons. The record is from RefSeq and is a predicted model, not a curated record. Gene Ontology annotation, molecular function: protein binding. The coding region runs from base 206 to 2965 and encodes 919 amino acids. Lineage: Eukaryota; Metazoa; Chordata; Aves; Passeriformes; Fringillidae.
AUCCCACUCCCCACUUCGGCCCUCACCUCUCAGCAUUUCCCUCCUCACCCUCUCCCAAAAAUUCCCCGAAAUCCCCUUCUCCAUCGGAUGGGGAACUGGUGACGCUGGAGGGGGUGAGGUGGGACACAGGCAGGGCGCGGGGGGCUUACAUGGGGGUCCCCAGUGCCCAAAUCCCUGGGGUCGGAGAGAUUGAAGGGACGGAGGAAUGCAGGAGAUGGAGGGAUGGAGGGGAUGGAGGGUCACCCGCGGGAAAGCCGGCGGCAGUGGGGAUGGGGACACUGCUCUCCCCGUGCCCCCAUCCCGGCACUCGGAGGUUCACAGGAGCACAGACUCCACUCCUCUCCUCAGUCCCGACCUCCACCCGGAAUUCCCUCCCCAUCCUUUCCCGAAAAUCCCCCCGAGUCCCCGUCUCCAUCGCGCCGGGGGGCCGGCGACGCCGGGCUCGCCCCGUUUCGUAAGCGGGGGCCGGGUGCGCGGGAACGCGUGCGCGGGGCGUGGGAUGAGUUCAGCCUCUUGGCUCCAUUCCCUGGAUCCCAUCCCUGGAAAUGUCACUGGAAACUCUGAAUGGGCCGGCCCCGCUCCAGAGCGGGGAGCGCUGGGGGGACAGCGCACCCCGGGGGGGCCGGGGCACACGGGGACCCAGAGCCGGGCAGGACGGUGCCUCCCGACCCUCCCGGGGGAUGCUCUUGGGGGGCUCUCCCCGCCAUCCCCCCACCAUGCUCUGAGGCCCCCCCGCUCCUUCUCCCGGCAAAGUUCGUGCCGUGGAUUUUUUCUCCCUGCCGCUCGCAGCUCCGUCCCGCUCGCCCCGGGGCUCCCCAAAACCCCGGUGCUUCCCGGGGGGCCCCUCUGGCACCGCCCAGGAGGGCACGUGCUGACCCCGGGCGCCAUCCCGCCCCCCCCGGCCAUGGCGGGCCGGCUCCUGACCCCCGACACCGGCCCGGCCCUGGGUGUGGAGGACGUUCCCCAUCUCCUCUCAGCUCUGCAGGUGUCCCCGCAGCACACGGUGACACGGGUGCCCGUCAUCCGCCACCGCGGCUCCAACACCCUCAACUUCCACUUCCAUGAGCCGGAGAGCCGCGGCACUGCCGAGAACAGCCAGGGAGCUCCCAAGAGCUCAGUGAAUGAGUGGUACCAGACCUGGCCAGCCAAGGAGGCCAAAGCCCCCAGCACGCAGGUGCCCGCCCAGCCCACCCCCAGCCCCAGGGCUGCCCCCGCCUGCCCACGGCCCCCGGGCUGGUCGGCAACCUGGACCAAGGACAGCAAGCGGCGGGAGAGGCGCUGGGUGAAGUACGAUGGCAUCGGGCCCGUGGACGAGACGGGGAUGCCCCUGGCCUCACGCUCGAGCGUCGAUAGCCCCCGGGACUGGUACCGCAGCAUGUUCCGGCAGAUCCACCGCAAGCUGCCAGAGCCCGACUGGGACACCCAUUCCUGCCCCACCACGGCGCCUCCAUCGCCCCCCAAGCCGCGGAGGAGGGGCUCGGCCCCAGCUGAGCCCCCUGGAAUGCCCAACGGGAUGGACUGGACCCACUGGGGUGCCACCGGUGCCUCCGCCGAGCCUGGCAGCAUUUUCGACUACGAACCAGGGAAGUUCUCUCCGCGGGAGCAGAGCCCGGCAGCAGCGAGGCCCAAGCGGGCUCAGUCCAUCGAGGUGCUGCUGGAGCAGGAGCUGGAGCAGCUCAGCGAGGAGCUGGACAAGGACAUGAGGGACAUGGAGACGCGCCGGACCCCCCGCCAGAGCCCGGCGGCUGCUCCCACCGCUCGCUCCCCUGCUCCGGCCUCCCCGGCUGCUCGGAGCCCCCUGUCACCCCAGCGGCUGUGGAGCCCCCCUGCCACCCACCACUCACCUGCCACCCCCAGCAUGGAGCGGGGUGGGCUGGGGCUGGCCAGUGACCGGAGCCCUGGCAGAGACACCCUCAGGCCAGGGACCCUCCCCAGCUUGUCGGACCUGGGGGAUCCCGUGGAGGCCGUCAAGAGGGAGGAAAAGAAGAUGAAAGCGGCUCGCCUCAAGUUCAACUUCCAGGCUGAGUCUCCCAAGGAGCUGACGCUGCAGAAGGGGGACAUUGUCUACAUCCAUAAGGAGGUGGACAGGAACUGGCUGGAGGGGGAGCACCACGGCCGCGUGGGCAUCUUCCCCUCCAACUACGUGGAGAUCCUGCCCCCCACGGAGGUGCCCAAGCCCAUCAAGGCUCCCACGCUCCAGGUGCUGGAAUACGGCGAGGCGCUGGCGCUCUACAACUUCCGAGGGGAUCUGCACGUGGAGCUCUCCUUUCGUAAGGGCGAGCGGAUCUGCCUGGUGCGGCGGGUGAACGAGAACUGGUACGAGGGGCGGAUCUCGGGCACCAGCCGCCAGGGCAUCUUCCCCGCCACCUACGUGCAGGUGCUGAAGGAGCCGCGGGUCAAAACCACCGCCGAGGACAUCCCCUCCUCUCCCGCCCCCGCCAGCCCCCUGCCCGCGGCCGGGUCCCCGUCCCUGCAGCGCUCGCCCGGCCCCCGCAUCCCCCAGGCUCCCGCCGGCUCCCCCCGGGAAGCCAAGCGGGGUCCCGGGGUGGCGGGCGGGCGCCCGUCCUCUCCGCGCCACCUCGGUGCCACCUUCCCCCCCUCCCCAAAGCUGCCCCACGCCGGCACCCCCAGCCCCUUGGUGGCCUCCGCCAGUCCCCCACACCCUGCGGCCGCCCACCCCCAGGAGCCCCGGCGUCCUGCCUGGAGCCCCGAGCAGCGCCCGACCCCGGCGGCACAAACCAGCGCCCGGCCCGAGCCCGCGCCGUCCUACAACGGCUCCGAAAUCCGGUGGACUCCGUACCGGGCACUCUACCAGUACCGGCCCCAAAACGCCGACGAGCUGGAGCUGCUGGAAGGGGACCGCGUGGAUGUCAUGCAGCAGUGCGACGACGGCUGGUUCGUGGGAGUGUCCAGAAGGACGCAGAAAUUCGGCACUUUCCCCGGGAAUUACGUGGCGCCGGUGUGACCCGCGGCCGUGGGGACCCCGGGGGCUUCCCCCUGUCCCGCCGUGUCCCCCCACGGGGAUGAAGCGCCUCCAGCUCCCUCCCGCCCCUAUGGGGCUGCUUCUAACAGGGACGAAUCCCCCCAGCGCGGGGUGUCUCCCCCGCCCAGUGCCUUAACCCGCCCCCUCCUCACCGCUGCCCGGUGCCACCGCCCCGGGGGUCGCCCCGGGGGUCUGCCCGGUGCCGGGCCUGACCAUGACGGCCGUUCCCCGAGAUGUGGGUCCGUGUCCGGGAGUCGCCUUCGCUUCUUUUCCGUCAUUAAAGCUCAGCUCAGCCCGA